AUGCUGGAUGGCGUCGAGACCCUGUUUGCUCUGCUACCCAAGCCCGAAGCCCACGAGAUUUGGUGCAGACUCUGGGAGCGGCUUGAUUCAGGUGCCCUGUGGGAUUCUCUUACUGCGGCAAAGCUCAAUAAGAGCCAUGUCAACCGGGACCACCGGCUACUCGCAUCCCGCAAGCCAAGUUGCAUCGAAGACGUCGACCGCUUCUGGCACACCAUAGCCGAGUUCGCCAUCUCCAAAAUCCCAGCCGAUAUUCUGGGCGAUAGUCCACAGGCCCGCCAGCUACGAUACUACAAGUGGUGGGCUCGAGGCAAAAGUGAUGCGGAGAAGACGUUGAUGCUGACUGACAACCCAAAUCUUGGUGACGUGGUACGCACCGCCGCUGCAGGUCUGACGUCGCAAGCGGACCGCGCAUGUGCGUCUUGCCACAAAACGCCCCCCGACACAUACGAAUUCCCAUGCUGUCCAAACUGUCUCAUUCUAGACGGUACUGGCAAGCGGAAGCUAUUGUGCACCUACUACUGCAGCAAAGCAUGCGCAGCAAGGGAUUCAGAAGCUCACAAAGUCCACUGCUUUCCACGGAGACGCGUCAUUCGUGCCGUGAAGCUGGUGGCGAAGCUUUUGCAAACCAUUGAUGCCGCGGCGUCUCAUACGCAGUGGAAGACGCUGGCCGUACGUGAUGGCAUUACGUACCUUGAAGAGGUGCCACGGACACAACUUGCGUACCUUGGAGAGUUCGCUCUCCAAACCAUCGUCCGUGACGAUCAACAGCCGGAGGCGACCUACCUCGCUGCCCUAACGUCGGAUCACUGCAGGGAAAUGCUCCUGAUGGGCGACCGCCUCGUCCGUUUGCUCCUCGCACCACUCUGUCAGAGCAUCGAAGUUGUCAAUAUCAGCCCUCGCAAUGGUUUCAACCCAGUCUGCCUUCUCAAUUCAGAUCACACAGAUAGGCCACAGCGCUUCAUGAUGAUUGGAAUCCACACAGUCCUACGCCUUACGCUCCAUUCGGGUGAGAAGCUGGCUGCGGAUAUAUACGGCGCGCAAUUUGGGUGGCCAGAAGUCGUUGCACCUUGGGACUCCUGGCGAGAGAAACGAACUUUGGAGGCGACAUGUGACCGACCAGGUGCACUAACCUUCGACAAGGAGAUCCUCUUAACGUUGACUGAGGGUAUGCUUCAUCGUGAUCCUUCAUACUUCGUCGGCGACGAGAUCCGUGCCGAAAUGGCCAGAGACAUCGCAGCACUCGUCCUUAGGAAGUCAGAGUCGUUCAAAAAGUCGCUUGGGCUGGCUGCCUUCAGGAAGAACGGCGCCGAUUACCGCGCCUGGGAGACAGACAUUCAGGAAGCAGCACGGCAGAAAUGCAACGAAGUCAUGCAGCUCAGGCGCGCGAGCAACCAAAAACGUUUGUACUUUGAUCAAUAUGACCGAGUACAGGCCACGAGAUCACCGGAGGAAGUAGAGGCACUGCGCGGAGUUUGGUUGACGCCGCAGGACAUCAACAAGCACGGCACCAACCCAUCGAAGUUGAAAGCUCUAUGGAAGAAGCGGUGCAUGCGGUCAUCCAAGCAGGCCGUCUUCAAGAAACUCGGUAUGCAUAUGCAGUUCAAGUGAGUAGAUGGAAGAGCGUAUGCUUGGUGGCGCCCGACUUCCACAACGACAAGAAUAUUGCUCAAGGCGGGAUAGAAGGACGCAAUAACAACAAACUAGCUUCCCACGGCAGAUUAUGGCAAAAAUGUAUUGAUAUCUGCAAGACUCUGAUUCAGAUGAACUCACCCAGAAGGUUACA
Microdochium trichocladiopsis is the source of this 1783-nucleotide messenger RNA. RefSeq lists its product as uncharacterized. The transcript has 2 exons. The record is from RefSeq and is a predicted model, not a curated record. Lineage: Eukaryota; Fungi; Ascomycota; Sordariomycetes; Xylariales; Microdochiaceae. Bases 1 to 1608 code for a protein of 535 amino acids.